This is a messenger RNA of Calliphora vicina (urban bluebottle blowfly), 13422 nucleotides long. RefSeq names its product Rho guanine nucleotide exchange factor 2 (gene RhoGEF2). The coding region runs from base 667 to 9132 and encodes 2821 amino acids. Lineage: Eukaryota; Metazoa; Arthropoda; Insecta; Diptera; Calliphoridae. The record is from RefSeq and is a predicted model, not a curated record. The transcript has 25 exons. Gene Ontology annotation, molecular function: guanyl-nucleotide exchange factor activity; G protein-coupled receptor binding. Gene Ontology annotation, cellular component: cytoplasm. Gene Ontology annotation, biological process: G protein-coupled receptor signaling pathway.
CGUUUGGUAGUCGUUCGUAUGGUAUGCAUUUUACGGUUUAUCGUUUAAUUACGUUAUUAUCGCUAAAUUUAUUCCAAUUGAUAAUUAAAAAAUAAAUUAAUUAAUAAACUAAUACAAAAACAAAUCGGUACGCGUUAAGUUAAUUAUCGAAUUAAUUUACAAAACAAAGAAAAAGUGCUUAAUUUUCUUUGUGAAACAAAAAACAUCAAGUCAUAAAAAAUGAAAUAAUAUUUUUUUUUGUAUGAGUGUGAAAAAAGAUCGUGUAAAGAGAAGAAAAAUAAAAAAGUGAUCUCAGCGAGCAAAUACAAAAAAGUCAAUAUGGCCGCCACUUGUUGGAUGUUGGUGUUUUAUUAAAAUCAAAUAAAAAAUUUAUAAAGUAAUAAAUUGUUAAUAAGAAAAUUCAAUAGAAGUGAAAGAAUAUAAAUGUUGUGUAUGAAUUUCUAUACACAUAUGAAUGUAUAUUUAAAUAAAGUUAUAAAUACCUAGUGAAAAAGUAAAUUUACAAAGAAAGUUCAUUUAACAAAAUCAUAAAAAUUUUAAAAGCAAGAAAAAGAAAUAUACUUGAGAAAAUUUUAGUAAAAUAGAAAAAAGUGAUCAAAAGCCAAACUUAAAUUGGAUUAUCAUUUCUUUAAAUGCAAAUAUUCAAUAAAUUAAUCUUCAAAAUCUAUGGAAGACCCAUCAAUCACAAAGAGAUUGAUUGAUUUUGGUACUGAUGAACAUGAAUAUGACGAAGUUCAAGAUUUACCAGAAGAAUCAACAGCCAAUAAUCAAUCAUUACUCUACAACAGCCAAAACGACAACAAUAAUAUUGUCCAUAACAAUAAUAAUAACAUUAUUGCUGGAACAUCAACUGCAACAGCCACAAAUAUACCAACAUCUGCAGCAUCAGUUAGCAAUAGCAACAAUAACAACAACAAUUUCGAAUUACCCCCUGAAUUACAGCCACCAAAACAAAAAUCUUCAGCUAUAAAUUCAAAAGCCGGCAAAACGAAAUCCUCUACGAAAGCCUCGAAAUCGAAAAUACCGCGUUCACCUUCGUUGGCCAGCACCCUGAGCUAUAAUAACUUUCAGCCACCACCGAUAUCGGGUAUACCGCCGCAGACGCCACCUCUACCAUUGGGUUAUCAGAGCAAAGGCAAAUCUCUUAAUCCAGCCACAUCACCUUUGACCAAUAAUAAUGUUAGUAUCUUUACCAGUAACAGCAGCAACUCUAACAACAAUAUAAUGGCUGGUGGUAGUGGUAAUAGUGGGUUGGGCGGUGGCGGCGGUUUGAGUGCCUCGAAUGGCAAUGCCCAGCGUAAUAGUGCGAAUAUGUCGGCCAAUUCACGUCGUCCUCAAAUACAAAUUUCCACACCCAUUGCUGGAGAAUCGCUCAAGAAUUUCCAAUAUUUAACAUUAACCGUGCGCAAGGAUGAAAAUGGUUAUGGCAUGAAGGUUUCUGGUGACAAUCCUGUUUUCGUUGAAAGCGUGAAACCAGGUGGUGCAGCCCAAAUUGCUGGUUUAGUUGCUGGCGACAUGAUCUUAAAGGUCAAUGGUACAGAAGUACGUUCGGAGAAACAUCCAACUGUUGUUAGUUUAAUAAAAGCUUCGACAAUUGUUGAAUUGGCGGUAAAACGUAGUCAGAAAUUGGCGCGACCCACUUCGGUGGGUAUUGUACCCUCGACACCGGUACUCUCUGGCAGAGAUCGUACGGCCUCGAUAACUGGACCCCAGCCUGUGGAUAGCAUCAAGCGACGUGAAAUGGAAACGUAUAAAAUUCAGACUCUCCAGAAAAUGCUCGAACAGGAAAAACUAAAUUUGGAACGUUUAAAGGGUGAAACCAAUAAUCCCAGUUAUAAAUUAUCCGAGGCCAAUAUUAAGAAAUUACGCGAACAAUUGCGCCAAGUGGGUGCUGAGGAUGCACCGUCGCCAGUUAAAGUAACGGCGAAUAAUAAAAAUCAAACAUCAUCUUCAUCAUCACAAAAUACUACUACAACACAUCUCAAUCACCACCUCCACUCCUCACAAAACAAUCAACACCACCACCUCCACAGUCAAGCCACCACACCACAGCCACAACCAUCAUCACCAGCAUUUCUAUCACUCUUACCGCGUUCGCUAUCGUCUCUGUCGUUGGGUGGUCGUAGAAAUAAAAUCGAUAAAGAUCUUAUUACUGCUCCCUUGAAUAAUACCACGGAUUUCUUGCACACCUCGACCACGUCGGGCCAUAUGAUGACAACAACAUCAGCCACACCUUCCUACAAUAUGUCACAAUCUCUGCAUACUCCUUUACAGACCCAGCAGCAUCGCAAUUCGGCCCAGCAGCUGUUCCACUUGCAUCAGCAGCAAUUGCAACAGCUACAACAACAGCAACAGCAGCAACAACAGGGCAAAGGUACACCCAAAUCAUCGAAGAAUAAAAAUAAAUUUGCUGCCCAAUCGAAAAGUCUAAUAGAAGAAGACAUUCCACCGCCUUUGCCACAACGGAAUCCACCACGUCAGCUGCAAUUGGAUGGUGCCAACAACAACAAUGGAAAUAUACAGACGCCACCUAGCUGUCAUACAUUUUCACCCAUUUCCGAUUUGGAUCAUACGGCUAAUGUGGUGAUAGUUGGCGGAGGAGGAGGAGCUGCCUCGCCUUUGAGGAAUUCACCUCAACCAGCCUCUGCUUCUGGCACAAAUUCACCCCAAAAUGUUGUGCAGAAUUGCAACAAAUCGAAACGUUCCAAAGCGAAAACAAAAGCUCUUUCCGAUCCCAAAAUGUCUACUCAAAUGUUCUUACAAAUGGAAGGCGGCGCUGGACAUUUCAAUGCCCAGCUGGGCGAUGGUUCUGAAUUGGAAGAAAUUCCUCCGCCUCUACCGCCCCGUCAACCAGGCAUGUUGGAAGAAUCUCAAUUGGCUGGCCAUCGCGGCAGCAUACAAAAUUUGAACAGCAAUGUGCGGCCACCACCCAAUAGUAUUGACACUCUAAUGCAAUAUCCUUUGGUAGCCACCUGUACUCCCGUGCAUCGUGAUAAUAUGGCAGCUGCUUUCCCACUCUCUCAGCGGCCGAAUAUCGUGCAACAAUUGCAGCAGCAUCAACAACAACAACAGCAGCAGCAACAACAACAAUUGCAUGGUGGUGCUGUUAGUGGUGGCAGUGGCGGUGGCGUGGGUGUCACUAAUUCGGGUGUUUUGGGCCAAACUCCACACAAUUUGAAUCACAUGAGCAAACACAGACGUGUGGUUUCAUCACCUGACAAUAUGCAUACUAGACAUCCGGAACGCCAACUUAAAACGAAUUCUGGUUCUUGGGAACUAAUCGAAAAAGACGACGAGGAAACACCACCUGGCACACCACCACCACCCUAUCGACAUGCCCACUCGGCCAGCAUGUCCGGCAAUGAGGAUAGUAUGCAUGAGCAUGGAGCAGCAUCGACCAGUGGCAUUUUUGUGGAAUCACAUCAUUUUACACCCUUGGCCGGUGCCAUUUCCCCGCCACCCACCUCACAUUCCAGUCGCAUACAGGCGGCUCAAACAAGUGUUAGCCAAAAGGAAAUCAUCUCAAUGGAAGAUGAAGAUGCCUCCGAUCAGGAGGGACCGUUUAUCGAUGAAAAUGGCCCCUUUAAUUCGCUGCAAAGAUUGUUGGAAACCGAGAAUGUUGCAUUUUUGGCAGUAUUUUUAAAUUAUGUUCUCUCAAAUUCCGAACCCGCUCCUUUAUUGUUUUAUCUUAUAACGGCUCUCUAUAAGGAGGGCACCUCCAAAGAUAUGCGUAAAUGGGUUUAUGAAAUACACUCGACCUUCCUGGUGCCACGUGCUCCCUUGGCCUGGUAUCGUCAGGAUGAGACGUUGGCGCGUGAGGUGGAUGCUGUGCUGCAAAACGAAUUCGAUAAGGUGGAAAUCUUGCGCAAAGUAUUUUGGAAAAGUCGCAAAAAGGCUCGAGACAUUAUCUGUGAACAGUUGCGAGAGUUUCAGCAUAAGAGAACAGCCGGUUUGGGCACCAUCUAUGGUCCCACCGAUGCUCAGCUUACGGAGGCCAAGGGUGACAAACAGAAGGAACAGCACAUAUUCGAAGAGACUCUAAUGAAGAAAUUGCAAUAUUUAAUCGAUGAAUAUGAAAAAGAUUUACCGGCUGAGGAUCCUAAGAAAUUGGCAUUAUGUUCGGCCCUAUCGACCGUCAUACAUCGUACGUUUAUAACACGUUCCCAUCCGAAUAGUAUUAUCGAUCGUGUUCAUCAUUUUGUAAGUCGCGAGAAAAGUUUCAAAUCACGUCUAAUGGGCAAAAAGGGAAAGAUGAUUGUACGUGGUCAUCCAUUAGUAUUACGUCAAUACUACGAAGUGACCCACUGUAAUCAUUGUCAAACAAUAAUAUGGGGUGUCAGUCCACAAGGUUUUCAUUGUACAGACUGUAAAUUAAAUAUUCACCGUCCCUGUUCGAAAAUAUUAGAAGAAAAUUGCCCGGGCCCAUUGCCGCAAGCGAAACGCAAAGAUAAAGAUUUACACAAUGAUAAUAAAAUAAGUAAAUUGAUUAUGGGUAAAAUACGUCCCAAGACCUCAACGGAUAUGAGUGGUGAUAAACGUCAACGCCAAGAUCCAGAGGAUUUUGAUCCCAUGGAUUUUCCAAUUGAACGUUUAAAUUCCACUUCCAUACAAAGGCAUCCCUCAGACCGCAGGACGGAUUCAGCUAAUUUAUCAAUACGCUCCAAUGGCAAUACCUCUGCGCAUUUAAAUGCCAGUGAUUUACAAAGUUCAUUUCAUGGCGCCGAUACCAGUAUGGGUGCCGCGGGCGGUGGGGCACAAGGUGCGAACGCAGCAACAACCUCCGGCAGUGAUGCCACAAAUUCAACCAUUGGAGCCUUAUCAGCCCAGGCACAACAAACUGUUGGUGCUGUCUCACCCGGUGGAUCGGGUGUCUUGGGUGCCCUUAAUGACAUAAAUGCGCAGGACGCAAAUGAGGGUAAUUUACGUAGAGAACGUUUACAUCAACAACAUCAACAAAAUAAAAGUGCUCCCGUCUCAGUUAAUCGCUCGGAAUCGUAUAAGGAACGUUUAUCUCACAAACGCAAUCGUAGUCAACGUAAAACAUCCGAUCCAAAUUUGACAUCGAGACCAACCGAUGAUCAACCAGAUUUGGGUCUCUCAAAUUCCAACUUCACAGCAAGUUCAAAUUCUAGUCUUUCGUCGGGUGGUGGCUCCGAGAGUCCAUCCACCUCGAUGGAACAAAUGGGAGGAGCGGGUGUUGCAACACCAACGGCCACCACCUCAGCAAUGCAUCACCACCAUCAUCAUCAGCACCAGCACAGUCAUCAGGACUCGUUUCAUGGCAGUAUUGGUGGCUCAUCGAACGCCAGUUUCCUGGGUGGUUCAGGGGCUGCUGGUCAAAUGGCACGUCAUUGGAACUUCGAGAGCGAUGAAGAUGAUGAUCUCAAUGAGGCCGACUGGAGUUCAAAUGUAGCUGGCGAGAUAUUGGCGGCUCUAACAGAUGCCGAAAAGAAACGUCAAGAGAUUAUAAAUGAAAUUUAUCAAACCGAACGUAGUCAUGUCCGCACUUUAAAACUCUUAAAACAUUUAUUCUUAUUACCCCUCCAAGAGAGUACUUUACUUACUCCAGACCAUUUAAUGUUACUCUUUCCACCCUCAUUAUCGUCAUUGUGUGAUCUACACGGUGCAUUCGAGCAGAAACUCAAACAGCGUCGCCUCGAGCACAACUAUAUUGUAAAUAGUGUGGGCGAUCUGUUCGCCGAAAUGUUUGACGGCCAAUCCGGCGAAGAGUUGCGUGAAUUUGCCGCCCAGUUUUGUGCUCGUCAACAAAUCGCUUUAGAAGCUCUCAAAGAGAAACGUCGCAAAGAUGAACAAUUACAAAAGCUGCUUUCAAAAGCUGAAUCACAUAAGGCCUGUCGUCGUUUGCAAUUAAAGGAUUUAUUACCCACGGUAUUGCAACGUCUUACCAAAUAUCCCCUGUUGUUUGAAAAUCUAUAUAAAGUAACGGUGCGUGUGGUGCCCGAGGAUACAGCCGAGGCGGAGGCUAUACAAAAGGCUUUGGAGUCUUCGAAAAAGAUAUUAGUCGAUGUUAAUCAGGCGGUAAAGACAGCUGAAGAUGCGCAUAAAUUGCAAAAUAUUCAGCGUAAAUUAGACAAAUCAACAUUUGAUAAGGACGAAUUCAAGAAUUUGGAUUUAACACAAUACCGUUUGAUACAUGACGGCAGUUUGACCAUGAAGAAAAAUCCAAGUAUACAAUUGCAUGGUUUAUUAUUCGAAACAAUGAUUGUAUUGCUGACCAAACAGGACGAUAAAUAUUCAUUGAAAUAUUUACAUGCAGCCCGUAAUACCGAAGUUAAUAAUAAACCCGUUAGUCCCAUUAUGAGCAUCGAUUCGGAAACGUUGGUGCGCCAAGAAGCAGCCGAUAAGAAUUCAUUUUUCUUAAUUAAAACAAAAACAUCACAAAUGUUGGAAUUGCGAGCACCAAGUAGUUCGGAAUGUAAAACGUGGUUUAAACAUAUCUCCGAUGCUGCUGAACAAUACAAGCCCCGUUCUAAAAAUGCUAAUCAAGAACCUGUGGACGAUCCAGCUAUUGCUACAUUACCACAUUCCAAUACACGUGAAUCGCUGGAGUUGACACCCGAAAGACCGCCACCGCAGUCGGCCACAGCCACUUUGAUAACCACACCUUUGGCACCCAUGAUGCCAAUGCCUUCGGUUACCCAAGAACGCAGCGGUUUUGCCCAAUCCAACAAUAACGAUGUACAAUUACGCAAUGGUCGCCGCGAGAGUACACCCACAUCAUCGUCGGCACCCGGCGAUGCGUACCCACCCUAUUAUAAUAUCAAACAAAGAUUAAGUCACAAUGAAUUGUCACCGAAUACAAAUGCUGUCAAUCGCACCAUGUCUACGCGCAGCUGUGGUGAUGCCAAUCAUAAUUACAGCAACACAUCGCCAGAGUUUGCCGGUGCAAAUGGUGUUACCCUAAGGCAUACCCAGUCCGCCAGACAGGCCAAUGGCACGGCUGAAGAGGGGGCCGCAGCAGCGGUAGCUGGUGUGGCGAAUAAGAGAGACAGCGCUAGUAUUGUUUACUCCAAUAAUUCCAAUAAUACCCGUACUCUAAUGCAGUCAUCACCUCCGUUAGUUGAACCUACCGCUAUACAGAUCAGUAUAAGUCCUGCCCAUACCGCCGAACCGGUACUGACACCAGCCGAAAAGCUAAGGCGAUUGGAUGCUAGUAUACGAGAUGGUUUAAUGGAGAAGCAAAAGAUUAUUUGUGAUAUGUUCCGUUUACCAGUUGAACAUUUCCAUGAGAUAGUAGACAUAGCGACCAUGCCUGAAGCGCCCAAAGAUAGCACCGACAUAGCAUUGGCCGCCUAUGCCCAGGUUCAGUCGCUGACCGAGGUGAUAAAUGACUAUAUGAAGGUGACGCCCGAACAAGAGGUGUCCGCCGUUUCAACGGCUGUCUGUGAUAAAUGUCACGAGAAACGGGAAAAUCAACCACAUUCACGUUCACGUUCCAACAUGGCUUGCGGUAAGGCAGAAACGAAGACUACGACCACAAGUUCAGAUACUCCACCGCCCUUGCCGCCACCAAAUAAACAAAUGGCACAGGCGCAACAGCAGACACCAGCUCCAACAGUAACAAAAUUGCAGACAUGUGCUUUGGAAGAUGCCAAUAUACAUGAAGAUGAUGAUGGUUAUUGUGAAAUAGAUGAGUUGCGUUUACCAGCUUUACCUCCCCUGACAAAGACACCAACAGCUACAGCUACUCCACCACCUUUGCCGCCAGCAGCAAAGACGAGUGGAGCCAAACAGGGUUCACCACCUCCACCCUUACCACCACCAGCUGGUACAUUUAAAACUCCACCUCCACCACCACCGCCACCAGCGAAAACAUUAGCAAAUCAAAAUCAAAACUCCUCCAUACCCACAACAACCAAUACCAACAGCAGCAGCGCUAGCUCUACUACCAACACAACUCCCGAAUUAGUAAAACGUCAAAGUACGAUAAGUGCUGAUAGCAUUCCCGAAGAAUCUGCAGAUGAAGUAACACAUGCCCUUAAUGAUCACAUACAGGAAAAAGUUGCCUCAAAGGCUCCAGAAAUCAAAGAAGACGAAGAGGAAAAUGAGGAAACAAACGAAUCUGUCACCAAAGAAGAAACAGAAAAGACCUUAGCAGAGCCUAAACCGGCAGAUGUAGUUACUGAUUGUAACCAAGAAAGUGAAACUGUGAAAGAUGAAGCUAUUGCACCCAUAGCCACAAUUGAAGACGAGGAGGAUAAGGAUGAGGACUCGGCCAUGCAUACAGCCGAAUGUGAAAGUGCUCCGUUAGAGGAGAAUGUUAAGGAAGGGGGUAAACAGAAUGACAAUGAAGCGAAAGAUGUUAAGGACGCCGUGGUAGUGAGUCCCAUAUCAACAACUUCCAUGACGGCAGAACCACAAAGACAAAACAGUAAUGCCACACAGGCCGAUGAGGAGAUUUCCCUGAAUAGUGAACAUAUCGAAAUAAAUGAGGCCUACGAAUGUUUGUCGAAUAUAAAUAAAUUAAAUACGGCUUUAUCAUCUAUGGUUGAUAAUUCAACGCAAACGUUACCUUUGACGACUUCUCUACCUGUGAGUACGAGUACCACCAUCAUCUCCACCACCAGCAGCAUCACUAUUAACAAUAACGCGACUACACUUACCACCAACACCACCACCACGGGCAGUAGCAGCACAAAUCCUAAUGGUCAUUUAACAACAUUAUGUGGACCAAAUCGUAUACAACAUGCCAAUUCCUUGGAGCCUAGCGUGCCCUGUCAUGCUUUGAGCAAUAUUGUCAGUGUAUUAAACAAUCAAAUUUCGUUACUAUUGCCCAAAAUUAGCGAGCGUGAUAUGGAACGUGAACGUUUAAGAAAAGAAAAUCAACAUUUACGAGAAUUAUUGAAUGCGAUGCAUGAUCGUCAGCGAGUUGAAGCAAAAUUGGAAACUCCAAGUGACAUCACAACUAGGGCCGAUGUGGCCGAUGACGAAACAGAUGGCUUCUCACCCGCAACCUCUACAACACCAACACCGACGCCUACACCAACAACUGCUAACUCUGCAGCAGCCUUAGGUGAAGACCAAAAAGAAAUCGACAACAACACCACCACCACUACAGCAACAACAACAACAUCUACCGCAACAACUAAUACAGUCGAGGCACAAAAUUAAACAUAAAUACAUUUUAAAUAUAAAUUUAAAAAAAAACCAACAAAUAUUUAGUGUUUAAAUUUAAGAAUUAAACCUUCCCCAAUAUUUUUUUAUAAAAAAAAAAACAAAACAAAAACCAGCUGCCAAUUGAAUUGGCUUAAAUUGAAAAACAAAUAAUUAAAAUCAAAUAAAAAAGUUUUAUUAAAGGUUAAACAAUUUUAGGAUCAGGAAACUGUUAAUAAUUUGUAUUUUUUUUUAUUAUAUUAUUUUCUCUCUUUAAUUUUAUAUAUUUUUUUCUUUAAAUGUUUAUAAAUGUUUUUUUUUUCUCUGUCAUUUUUCUUUAAUUUACCAUUUUCUUUUGUAAUUUUAAGUGUAAAAUUUAUUUUAAAAAAAUAUUGCAGAUUUACAUAAAUAUAUACUAUAAAUACAUACCAACAACACCCAACCACAACCACAUAUAAAGCCACUUUAUUAAACAUACAUAUAUACAAUUUACAUAUAUAGGAUAUUUAAAAGAAAAAUUUAAAAACUUUUUUUUAAAGUAAAAGAAAACCAUGAUAUAAAUGAAUUUUAUUUAAAGUUAAAAACAUACUAAAACAAUAAUAAAAUGGUUUCGGGUUUGAGUUUAUUAUCUUUUUCAUUUUGGCAUGUUAUGUUUUUAAAGUGUAUUUUUUGAUAAAUAUUUAUUUAAUAGAAAAUAAUUAUAUAUACAUACAUAUAAAGUACAUACAUACAUAAAUAAAUAAAUAUAUUAAAUAAACGAAAAACAAUAUAAAAUUUUUCAAAAAAGUUUUAUAUGUAAAACUCACUCACAAAACAUCGGAGUUUUUUAAAAUGUUGGAAGAAAAAAAAUGCUAUAUAAUCAUUUUGAUAGUAACGUAUCUGUAUUUGUGUGUUGGAAGAGCGCAGUUUAAUCUUUUUUGAAAUCACUUUACAUUACUUGGGGUUUAAAUUAAUCAGCAAAUCUCAAAAAAGUAAUAAUAUUAAAAUAAAGUUAUUGUAAAAACCAAAACUGAAAUUUCUUUUGGAAAACUAAGUAGCUGUUUGCCUUUUAUGUACAUAUGUGGUAUAUUACGAUUUCAAAUCGUUUAUUUACUGAUAAUGACAAUUUUGUAUAGUAAAUUUCCUUAUAUUUUGUCAUUUUAUUUAAAUAAUAAUAGAAUGACUUAAAACAUCCAAAGCUAUUUUAUUCAAACCUAUAUUUUAAUGACGUUUUUGUCGUUAAAAUUGAUUGUAAUGAGAAGUAUGCAUCUCUGAGUCUUUUAAUUCUUUAAAAUAAAUUGUCUCCUUUUUCGGAAGGUUUGUUCAUAUAUCCAUUUUUAAACAUUUUGAAAGAAAGUGGAAUCAAAUCCAUAUUUUGAUUAUUCAGAAAAGGUUAAAACAAAAUUUAUUUUCGAAAUCACUUUCAGUUUUCUAAAUUUAGGGAAUCGAACAUGACUUUUUUCCCUAAACGUUUUUCAAUCAGGUUAUGCCACAGCAUAAAAAUAUAAAUGAAAAUUUAUAUAAUUUUUUUCAAGACUUAUUGUAGAUUUUAUUGAAAUAAAAAAAACACACUUUCAAAUCAGCAUUAUUUUUAUUCCCUAGUUUGUAUUCUGAUCGUUUUCGUUUUAGAUUCUUUAGAAUGAAAUUUAAUUCUAGAAUUUUUUUUUUUUUUGGAAGAUCUAAACCCAAAACAGUAUUACAAAUAUUGAAGAAAAACAAAAAAUACAAGCAAAUGUCAAUCCCACUUUGAAAACUAAAAGUGAUUUCACAAGGAAUUAAUUCCAAUUUCCAUUGGUUAUAUAAAAUAACUCAAGAAGUCAUAUUGGUUCUGUGUGAAAGGAAUUAGUUUAUCUCAAAUGAUUAAUCAAUAUCAUCAUUAUCAAUAUAUUGAUUUUUAAUGAAAUUUUUCGUUUUAUAAAACUUAGAACUAAAUAUUAGGAAUGAAAUGUAUGAGCCCUUCGAACGCAAUGUAUAUCGGUAUAUACAUAUUUAUACAACUAAAGCAUUUUAUAAAAAAGUGAAAUAGAUAAAUAGUUUUUUAUGCAUUUUGGUACAUAUGUAUAUUUGGUUCAUGUACAAUUGCAAUCAAUAGUGUUAAAAAAAAACGUCUGCUUUAACUCCCAUUCACAGAAUUCAACGCGAAAAUGUUAUUUUCAGUUAAAAUCACUUUUCCAAUUACUCACCCCUAUCGCGAAUCAAUAUUUCACAUGAAAUAUUUUCCCUUUUCCUUUUUUCGUUCAUUAACUUUGUUCACGUGAAAAAAAUUCCCCUUUUUAGAUGGAAUUUUGUAAACAAUAAACAGCUGUUACGAACAAAAUUAACUAUUGUGAAUGAAAAGUUCAUGGGAUUAUCACGAUAACAAUUUUCCCUUCGAGGGAAAUGAAUAUUUCAUGGGAACAAAAUUUCACACGUUAUUGCCGAUAAGGGUGAAUAUUUCAAAAUAAAGUAUUGAAAAUGAUCUCUCAAAAUUGCUUAUUACUUUUCUACCAUUAACUAAAAGGUAAAUAUAACCACAAUAUUAUAUUAAAUUUAUUAGGAAAAAUUUUAAAAAUCAGGACUUAAAGUUAAAGUAAUUUUAAAUUUAUUUGUUAAUGGGGAUAAUUGAAAUUAAGCUUUUCCUAGUAUUUCGUGAAUUAAUUUCUUGGCUAAAACAGGGUUUUUAUUUUGAUACAAUAAAAGAACAGGUUAAAACAAAAUCGAUUGGAAUAGUUGCCGCGGAAUGUGUGACUGACCUCCAGUAAUAAAACAUUCUAAGAAAACGCUAUAAAAUAGAAAGGGGAUUUUUAUUCCCGACUAUAAAAACUAUCUUUUUUAAAAAACAUAAAAGAUUCCCAAAUCUGUAUUCUAAUUCUAGCAUUCGUAUACGAACAAAUACUUAUUUGAACGUGCGAGUUUUUUAGUUUUGGAAUUCUCUUAUUCCAUAUUGAAUAAAAUGUGAACAAAUUUAUAAUGAUUGAGCUCGAUAACGAACGAGUUUUUAAUCGAAAGCUAAUAAGCAUUAUAAAAUUUAUUUUGAUUACGAAUGAGAGAAUUUGACCCCAGAAUUUUGUUUAGACUAAUAAUAUUAUUGAGAAAUUUUUAUUAUUAUCUACAUUUUUUAUAAAAAAUCAUGAAGAAAAAGUCGUGAAUUUUGUAAGUGAACAAAUCUUUUAGUUUUGAUUUAAAAAUAUAAGACCUCAUAAAGCUAGCAAAUUUUUGUUAUUGUAGCUCCCACAUUUCUGAAAGGAGCAAAUCUUUUCCCCAUUUUAGAAUUCAGUCUUUUCUGCCUUUUAAAGAACAUUAUUACAAAAUUAAUUUAAGUUUUGUAUAAAUGUUUUAUAAAAUUUUAUAUAAAAAUCUCUACUCGGUUGAGAAAAUAAAUAACAUUUUUUAAUAUUAAAUCAAACUACUAGAAAAAAAUGAGCAUAAUCUACAUUUUCCAAAAAAAAAACUUUGUAUUAUUACAUGUUUAAAAUCAAUAAUAAAAACUGACCCAAACAACUGACACCGUAUUGAAAUAAUAGUUCUAUGCAGUAUUUACAUAUAAGUAGUGGUGUGUAUUUUGUAUUUAUUAAGUAAAAAACAAGUAUCUAAACAUAAAGUAUUUUAUAUAUAUAAACAAACAAACAAAAAAAAACAAAAAACUGAUCUUAAAUAAUGAAAUGGUAUUUUUAAGCAAAAUAAAAUUAACUUCCUCAAAACAUACAAACCCCUCCUCCCUGUCCAAAACCUGGUUGCAUUAUUGUCGAAAACAAAACAAAAUAAAAAGCCUUAAAUGUUUUAAAUGUAAAAUAAACAAAAGAAAAAUCUUGAAAAUCAUCUUUAAAAAUAAUAAAUACAUUGUUUCGUUUAACUAUUUGUUUGCAUUAUUGACCGCUUAAGCAUUACGCUUUUAAAGAAAAUCAAAAUUAAAUUUUUUUUGUUAAAAACAAAAUAAAAAAUUCAAUUGUUUUUGUUUCUAUUUUUUUUCAAUAUAAAUUAUUUAAUUCAACGUUUAUUUCCAUUUUAAGUUUUUUUUUAUUAACUGUUUUUUUCUCUUAUUAAAUUGUGUUUAAAUUUUGUUUAAAAUUAGCUACUUUUAAAAGUAAAUUUACAACAAUUAUCUUAAAGUUAAAAUUGAUUGUAAUAAAAAGAAACAAAUGAAAUUAAAUAAAAGUAAAUAAAUAAUUGUGUUUUUUUAGUUUAUAAAUAUAUAUUUUUUAAUAAUAUGUAUUAAACUUAUUAUCCAUACACACAUACAUAAAUAUUCAAAAGUAAUUAUAUCUAAAAUAAUAAUAAUUAAUUAAUUAAUAAUUAAAUAAAAAUGAAAAAUUUAUUGAAAUAAAAAAAAUAAAGAAAACUUAAAAAAUA